Messenger RNA from Monodelphis domestica (gray short-tailed opossum), 549 nucleotides. RefSeq names its product histone H2A type 1-F. Gene Ontology annotation, molecular function: DNA binding; protein heterodimerization activity; structural constituent of chromatin. Lineage: Eukaryota; Metazoa; Chordata; Mammalia; Didelphimorphia; Didelphidae. The record is from RefSeq and is a predicted model, not a curated record. Gene Ontology annotation, cellular component: nucleosome.
GGCUAGCAAUACAUCUCCUUUCUAAAGAGAGGUCUUCUUUGGUUUCUUCGCUUCUAAUUUUGGUCUUUUUCGAGAAACUUUGAACAUGUCCGGCCGUGGAAAGCAGGGAGGCAAAGCACGGGCCAAGGCUAAGACGCGAUCGUCUCGAGCUGGCUUGCAGUUCCCCGUAGGUCGGGUGCAUCGUCUUCUUCGCAAGGGAAAUUACUCUGAGCGAGUAGGCGCUGGAGCUCCGGUAUAUUUGGCUGCGGUUUUAGAGUAUCUUACUGCGGAAAUCUUGGAACUGGCUGGUAAUGCUGCUCGUGACAACAAAAAGACUCGCAUCAUUCCCCGUCAUCUUCAGCUAGCUAUCCGUAACGACGAAGAACUUAACAAGCUGUUGGGCAAAGUCACCAUUGCCCAGGGUGGAGUCCUGCCCAACAUCCAGGCUGUGUUGCUGCCUAAAAAGACUGAAAGUCACCACAAACCUAAGGGCAAGUAAAAUUGCCAAAUUCUACAGGAAGCUGUAGAAACCAGCAUUUUGAACCCAAAGGCUCUUUUCAGAGCCCCUCA